Pestalotiopsis fici W106-1 is the source of this 3228-nucleotide messenger RNA. RefSeq lists its product as uncharacterized. Bases 1 to 3228 code for a protein of 1075 amino acids. The transcript has a single exon. The record is from RefSeq and is a predicted model, not a curated record. Lineage: Eukaryota; Fungi; Ascomycota; Sordariomycetes; Amphisphaeriales; Sporocadaceae.
AUGGGCAUUGAUGUGGCUGAUCCUGAGAUGAAGACCACCGAGCAGCAUAAUAAAUCGCCGGAUGGUAACAAUAAGUCCGGUGAUCACAUGGCCGACUUACACCAUGCACCCGAUACUGGCCUGGAACCGGACUGGAAGACUAUCGACAAGAAUGCUCGUUUUGGGAUCGACAGAGCUCAGACGUAUGAUGUAAAGGGCGAAAGGAUUCACGAGCGCAAAACCCAUCUCGUGUGCGCAGCCGUUGCCGCAUCAGAAGUCAUUGACGGCAAAUUGUCCAAUCGACGAUGGCUCGGCUCAUACACUCCACAGUAUGUCAAGACUGCAGGCCAUGGACCCCUGAAUCCGGGUGUUCGCUCAAAUAUUGCAUUCACAAAUGCAGAAUAUGGAUAUGGCAUCUUUGAGAUUGAAAAUGUCUUCAGACAGCCUGGCGAAACUGGUUAUGUUGCCCCUUUCUCGAAGACAUCACUGUCUACAAAGUUGGCCGCGAAACCGGUCGCCAAGCCCAUGACUGGCUCCGAAUUCGAAACCUACUGCAAGGCCACCGGUCUACACGAGGACAGCACUGAUGCUUACACUGCCGUGUUCAAGAUCACAAUCCAUAUUACGACAUCGGGUGCCAGAUAUGUUGAGCAUCGACCUGCAAUUCUCCGGCAUACUCGUCUGAAUCAUGUGGGUUGGGACACUGUCCGUCAGGAAACUCGACAGUCUGCUACAGAAUUCUCCGGCAAAGAGUUAUUGAUCGAAAUGUUCUUCCCUGGUACUGGCAGAUUACCCGCUCUCCUUUUCCGUGAUCUCGAGUCAACCAUCGCCAAAUCCAAGAAGAAUCCUUACGAGCGAUUGGUGACCAAGGUUUCCAGAUCACGCACUUUCAAGAGCAUGAGGGACAUGCCCAGCGUCCUGGAAUGCGGCUUCGUCAUGCCCGAUGCACCGGUAGUGGCAUUCUCUGGCGUUGAUGAGCAAUCUGUUCGUCUCGGAAUAGCCUUACGCGAUGAGUACCAGUUUGAAGAAUCGCUCAUGGCUCUCGCUGAGAAGAGACCCUGCAACACUCUUGCCCUUCGACUCAAAGGCCAUCAAGUCAAGGGUGUGGAUGGUGGAUUCCUCUUCAUCUUUGUGGAUCCGCCUGCUGAUUUGGUUCCCGAAAUUGGAGAGCGGUUUCUCGUCCGCCUUGACAAUGUUCCUUUUGCGCAGCCUGACUCUCCUACCAUAGCACUCACAGAUGCUCAACGAUGUGAGACCAUCGCUACUUGCAUCACUGAGACAUGCGAGGUUGCCCGUUCGUUGGCCAGAAUGGAUGAUAACCUGUUCCUCGGCUACAUCUAUGAUGCUCUUGAUCAGGUUGUAAAUGACGACGAGCAACGUGACGAGUUCAUGGAAUUCCAAGCCAGGAAACUCAUGCCACGCAAGGGUACUCCAGCAACGGAUACUGAGGCUGCUACGCCCUCAGAACAUCCCUCAGAUCACCGGACUCGUGUUCGUGACUGGGUCAAGGACAAAUUCUCCCACGGGCUUCUCAAAACCCCCGACAAAAUUCUCGACCGCUGCCCCGAUAUGCCUGCAGUUCGCAUCGUCGCUCCCUCAUGGUUGGAGCCACUUGAAGUUGUUGUGGCUUAUGUUCGUGCACCCAAAGUCCCGGAAUGGCCAAAGAAUAUCAAACCGACUCCUGUCAUUGACGUCAAGUUCCCACGCAUAUCAAUUCAACCAAGCGUGUAUGAAACUGUCCGCACAGCCCGCAAGCAUAUGAAAAACCUCAAGUUCACUACACGCUUCAUUCGUCGGGCCCAUGACGGACAGAUGAAUGCAGGCUUGCACGCGCUUGAUUUGGCAGGCAAGGAUACAUGGGAACUUUCCGAAGCACAUGAUGCAACAUUCGCUCGACUCAUUGCCAAAGGUGGUGGGCCCACAAUCGACUACAACGUCUUGGAAGCCCUGCCCUUGCUGAACGAGUUCAUGGCUCAUGUCAAGUCCGAGACUGUGCCAACAGACCCAGUCCUGAAAGCCUGCCUUGCCAUAUACAAGAAGCUCGAUGCCGACCAGAAGUUAAUUUUCGAUGAUCUAACAGCGCUUCCUUUUGGUAUCAGAAUAGUUUCCGGAGGUCCCGGAUCUGGCAAGAAUUUUGUUGUGCAGCUUUUCAUGGCAAUUGCUCAGCAUAGCGAGGUAGUCGAGGAUGUGGUCAACGGAUGGCUCAACACUACAGUCCCACUACCAGCUCAAAGAACCACUACCAAUGAUCGGUCUUCUGAUGGUGCCUGGGUUACUCAGCAACCGACAUUAUCUGCCGAUGAUAAGGCCAGUUGGGACACUGCAAGACGAGAGAUCAAAUCGUCCAAGGAGACGCUGGACUUUGGCGAUCAUAUGUCUGAUCCAGAUGCAUAUUCUGCCCGUCAUCAGGGGAAGCUUGUCAUCCUUGCGCCAUCCAAUAAGUUACUGGACAAGAUAGCCAUCGAUUUGAGAGACCUUUAUGCCGAAUUGAAGCUGAAGAAACGCAUCUGUCGCGUCCUGAUGCCAGGUACGGCAUCAUCCGACAUGGAACAUCGAAUUAGAUCAGAACCUCCCGUUUCGCCGUAUGAUGAGGAUAUACCCGAGGAAGGCGAUGAUAUUUUCGAGACAGAUAUCUACCUGGGACAAUUGUCUAAGGAGUGUCUCGAUCAACAUCGCUUCAUUGACCCCCCUGGUGGUGAUUUCGCGGUCUCAGCUCUCGUGGCGAAGCGCAUUACCAAUCCCGUACAUGGUGACGGUCUGGCCGAAUAUGUUACAGAUCUUGAAGCAGAGCGUUCCUCCGACCCAGAUAAUUUUUAUCUUACAUGCAUCAAGAUCUUGCGAGGACUGUUGAAGAAGGCUCGGAACGAAGAGUACUUGGCGGCAGAUGUGCUGUUAAGCACCCCCGAAGCAUGGUUCAAUCUCUCUUGUCAGAAGUUGCCCAUGAAAAUCACCGCGCUCUGGAUAGAUGAGUCGUUCCGUAUGACAGAGCCAGAGGCUUUGAUCGGGCUCCAGCAUGCUCAUCAAGCAAAGGUCAGAUUCAUGACUGGCGAUAAUGAACAGCACAAGCCAAUCGUGAAGUCCAUCGACGCCCAUAAAAGCAAAGAUGACGAUCGCGUAUUCUGUGCACAAUUCGGCUCUCAGCUCGGGUUGGCCUUGCCAUCCCGCAUGAUGGCAGCUGGUUACGAGCACAUCAUUCUCAAUCAUAACCAUCGGGCCCAAGGUGGUGUCUCCGAGUUUCCGAACGAGUAA